AUGACAUCCAACGGCGCAGACCCGGCGGGCGCCACUGCCAACCCCACGCACCUCGAGCCUUCAGAGCUGGGAACCAGAGAAUACCCCAGUCCGAACCUGACGCUUACCCUCCCUCUCUCUUCCUCCAGCUGGGAUGCCCUGUACGAGACCGAAAUCGCCAACCACGCCGCCGACCCGUCCGACACGGGCACCAACUGGUUCGACGACUCGGGCGCCCAGGACAAGGUGCUCGAGUUCCUGGCCGAGCACUUUGCCACCGCCGCCAACGACGAGGAGGCAGGAGCAGAGGGCAAGGCAAUGGGCAAGGACACGGCCAGCUUCCUCGACCUCGGCACCGGCAACGGCGACCUGCUCUUCGGCCUGCGCGAGCACGGCUGGCGCGGCCGCGCCCUCGGCGUCGACUACAGCGAGCGCAGCGUCGAGUUCGCCCGGCGGCGCGAGGAGGCGCGGCAGGAGCGGUUUCGGGGGGAGGGCGGCGGCGGAGAAGAGGAGGAAGAAGAAGAAGGGGAGGGGAACCAGCAUGGCGAAGACGAGGACGAGGUAGAGGAGGCGCGGGAGCCCGUCGAGUUCGCGCGGCACGACAUCCUGGCGGCGGCGGGCCCGGACGCCGCGGUUGUGUCGGGCGCGCAGGCGCCGGCGGGUGCGCGCGGCGGCUGGGAUGUGGUGCUGGACAAGGGCACGUUCGACGCCAUCUCGCUGUCGGCGGCGACGGACGCGCGCGGGCGCCGCAUCAACGAGGGCUACCGGGGGCGCGUGCUGCCGCUGGUGCGGCCGGGCGGCCUGUUCCUCAUCACGAGCUGCAACUGGACCGAGGAGGAGCUGGAGCGGUGGUUCGCGGGGCCGCAGCACGACGACGGAGAGGCCGGGGCCGGGGGAGCGGGGGCAAGGGGAUGGGGGUUCGACGUCGUGGACCGCAUCCAGUACCGCACCUUCAGCUUUGGCGGCGUCAAGGGCCAGACUAUCAGCAGCGUGUGCUUCCGCAAGGUUGCGAGAGAGUAG
Messenger RNA from Neoarthrinium moseri, 999 nucleotides. RefSeq lists its product as uncharacterized. The coding region runs from base 1 to 999 and encodes 332 amino acids. The record is from RefSeq and is a predicted model, not a curated record. Gene Ontology annotation, molecular function: protein-lysine N-methyltransferase activity. The transcript has 2 exons. Gene Ontology annotation, biological process: peptidyl-lysine dimethylation; peptidyl-lysine monomethylation. Gene Ontology annotation, cellular component: cytoplasm. Lineage: Eukaryota; Fungi; Ascomycota; Sordariomycetes; Amphisphaeriales; Apiosporaceae.